Messenger RNA from Pleurotus ostreatus (oyster mushroom), 675 nucleotides. RefSeq lists its product as uncharacterized. NCBI's taxonomy places the organism in Eukaryota, Fungi, Basidiomycota, Agaricomycetes, Agaricales, Pleurotaceae. The transcript has a single exon. The record is from RefSeq and is a predicted model, not a curated record. Bases 1 to 675 code for a protein of 224 amino acids.
AUGGACCUCGAUCUCAAGACCGCUACUCCUAUCGAUCCGAUUUGUGAUAUACUGUCGCAAUGCUCAGAGCUUCGGGUUGUGAGGAUGCGCAUCGAUGACUCAAACAGAUCCUCUGCCAGUACUCUCGUCAAGUUAUUGAAACUUGCGCACCUCGAAGUGUCCUCCGAUCCUGCAGCUAUUUCCAGUCGGCUUGAAGCGCCAUUACUCCAGAAGCUUCAUCUACAACAAUACUUGUAUUGUGACAUACCCAGGGGGUAUAAUGCAUUGGACAGGUUCUUGGUUCGAUCACAAUGCAAUCUGAAAUAUCUGGAGCUCGCAGACAAGUCGAUCAGUGACAAUAGUCUCAUCCAGUAUCUUCGUCUACCAAGUCUACGGCCGUUGAUAUCCCUGAAGAUUAGAGAGCCAACCCUGUCGAAACGAGCUUUACGCUGCUUCGCAGCGCCGUCUAGAGGACGCGAGGACGCGUACGGUGUCCUUCCUCUCCUGGAAUCGUUUACCUCGAGCAAAUGUGCUUUACCUGCCGGCGCCCUCCCGGAAGUCUUCGCAUCUCGCUCGCCUCAGUUGAGAUACACGCCUCAGAAGUCGUUGACGCUGAAAUUGCCCACAACGAAUCAUGCCGACGCAGCAUAUCUAGACUCGCUCGCGGCGACGGGGACGAGCGUAUGUUUAACGUAG